This is a messenger RNA of Giardia duodenalis, 2844 nucleotides long. RefSeq lists its product as uncharacterized. The transcript has a single exon. The coding region runs from base 1 to 2844 and encodes 947 amino acids. The record is from RefSeq and is a predicted model, not a curated record. Lineage: Eukaryota; Fornicata; Diplomonadida; Hexamitidae.
AUGCAGGGAGUUGUGCAGCUUGGGCGGAAAGUCGCUGACGAGAUUAGUGAAAUUAAUGAACUGAUAUCAAACACAGGUGAGUUAUUGAAGGAAAUUUCCCCUGCAACCACGUGCUCAUCGGCGAUUGCAACAGUGAAGGCUUCUUCCACAGAAAACUCCUCUUUGGUCCACCUUGAUGCACAGAUACGAGCACUCGAGGCUUCUAUAACCACAGCCAAGCAACGUAUUAUGCAACAGACCAUUGAGUCACGUAUUUGUGAAAAUCUGCAUAAGUUGACCGAAUCCUUAGAAUCUUCGCGACACAGGUUCAUACAUACAGUAGGCGAGAAGGUAAAGGCUCUACAGCAAGGCCUUCCAGAUCUAUCUCCACUCUAUGCAAUGAUUUUGUCAGAACCAGAACUGAUGGACAGGUCUGUCGUGCCCGCUUCUAUUUUGCCCAAAACUCGUACAACCGAGGAGCUGAACAUCAUUCGCGAAGCAAUAAGAGAAACUGAGGAGCAGAUAAAUACAUUGCAGGAGAGUAUUGGAGACUCGCUUGGGAAGAUUCUUCAUCCAAACUUGUAUGCGAGCCUCGUUUGUAAGCUUGUGCACGUGUCUGAGCAAGAGCUGCGUAGGCUCAUUCUAGAAAAGAGCCGCCUCCUACGCUCUGUCAGCUCACUUUAUUGUCAUGGUCGCAGACUAGAGGCGGCCUACAAUAAGAAUUGUAUGGGCUGGAGCAACGCGGUGAGAGAGAACUUCCAAUCAUCUACCGAAAAAGGCAACGACCAAUCACUAUUAUCGGCUGACUUUCUUUUUAAGGAUUGUUCAAAAGAAAUUCUGGAGCGGCACAGCAUAAUCUCGACCAAGUUAGGUCAAGAAUAUAUCAUAUUUUCUGAGGAGUGUUUUCAUUUGAGCCUCUACAUGCGUCUUUUCACAGCACGGGUAUUGACCAUCAUGGAGCAGGAUAAGCUUUCCACUGUUGUUAGUUUCAGUCUGGCGGGACUUGGCAAACAGGUUUGUGCUGCUAUGCGAACUUUUGCUAGCAAGCUUUCCGAAUUUCCUAAGGCCGAUAUCAUCCAUUUCCUCGAUAUUUAUCUCGGAUGUGCUAACCCGGUAGUAGAAAGUACAGAAAGAGCCUAUGAGCGUAUUAAGCCUGCAUUCGAGGAGCUGUUUCUAUCGCUUUCACUCUCUCCUAAUUGCAUUGGAUACAAGGCACUUGCUAUCGAUACUAUGCUUCAAAUAUUUAACGCGAAAUAUCACAUUGCCAACACUCUUGCUGCUCUGAAAAGUGUGCCAGACGAGGACAUUUCUAAUACACUAUCAUCUAGAUUAUUUGAUGACCAUACAAAGAUAUCCGAAGGGUUGGAGCAAACAAAGACCAUUUUACUCCAGCAAUAUAUCGCCUAUUUGUACUCCAGCUACCAAGCUGAUACAAGCUUAUCCAACGUCAGCCAGAUUUUUCUCUUUUGCAGCGACCUUUUUGAAGCGGAUCCUUCCUUGCGGAUCAGCACAAUAAAUGAUUCUCAUAAAACCCUGGGAUCGUCUUCAUUGAACUCCAAGAUAACCAAAGACAUCUCUGCAAUACUGUCCAUGACUAAAAAUGCAAUCACCAAUGCGGUGUGCUAUCAGUAUUCGAAGGCGUUUACGGCAUCUGAACAUUCCAGCCUUGCACAGUUGCUCAACAACGGGGUGCUCAAUGAAAAUAAAUUUAAAGCAGAUGCAAUUAUCAAUUUAGAGGCAUGUUUGCGGAUCCUUAAGCAUCGGGAUAACUAUUUUCUAACAUCAAUACUUUCUAUGCAAGACUUUCAAGAUCAGCUUAACAUUGAGCAAAGUUACUUGGCUACGCAAGCUAUCUCCAUUAAGAAGACGUUGACAUCCAUCGAGCAAGAGAUCCGUCAGGAGGUCCCUUCGAUAGGUACCAGCAAAGGAGUCAUCUCUCAAUUCUAUCAGCAAUUUCUCGCCUGGGAAGAGAACUUUAGAUCUGCACACGCUCUUUAUUUAACAUCCACCGUCAGUACUAUCAGUGUCUACGUUCAUAACUAUCUCUUAGAUUGUGCAAGCAAACUAUCAAAGGCAGCUACUGCUCUGUGCGAGCCGCUUGACUCUAAGUACACAGAGCUAAUCGGUGUCUUAGAUAGCAUAGAUGCACUUGCAGAGGAAACAUCUACAAAGAGCUUGUUCUACUCCGAUGACAGUGUCACAAGACGGCUUGAAUCGAUAGACGAGCUCUACCGCUCUAUUGAAGAUGACAUCCAGGGUGUUACAGAUUUUGUUACCGAGUGCAUCACACUUAUCGAUCGAGCCCUAGUCCACAUCCCAAUAUUGGAAGAUAUGAUCGCCCCUGAGAAGGCGACACUUGACCAAAACGAGAGGUCGAUAGUCACUUCCCUUGCAGAUAGCUGUGCAAGCAAGGACCUUCUGAAGACAGUUCGAGACCAAGAGGUUCCACAAUUAGCGAGUGAUGCAUGCCUUGCUCCUCUCCUAGACAUCCCUGUUCUUAGUAGUAAGUUAUUUACAGAUUUGGACGUUCUCUCUACCACAUACAUGGCUUCUGGGGCUAAGGGACUGUCGACGCUACUGAGUCAAUCACAGGAAAAGCUCUCUGAACUGCACGCAAAACACGACGCAGAAAUUCACCUAGAAAAGAGGGAGCGGAUGGAGCAGAUAAGUGGGCACAUUAAAAAAAUCACACAGAUCGCCAAAGAGAUGAACCUCUCUGUGAGAGGAUCAACCUCACCGCUUCGCCAGCUCGAUCUGCUACUUGGAGAUGCUCUUUCUAUUGCCACUACCUCUGUAGAGCGUCCGCCUAAAGAAAAGUGCAUGUUAGGUGCUUCUAUAAGUUCUGCAUUGACACUCUUAAAUUAA